Molecule: messenger RNA, 243 nt
Organism: Pelobates cultripes (western spadefoot toad)
Lineage: Eukaryota; Metazoa; Chordata; Amphibia; Anura; Pelobatidae
Source: the annotation of a GenBank genome assembly
AUGGAAUCGGCCAUUCCAAGCACAAUAAAGCAGACUAACACUACCAAAACAGUGUCUAAGCAUGUCGCAACCCAAGAGCCGCCGUCAGACAGGCUGGAUAAGGCCAGCUUCUUUGGAGCCACAGCGGGAGCCACAAAGCCACACCUGCAGCGCGAGGAGGCCCGAGAGGGCGAUGACGGAGAUUCUCCCUGUGCCCCUGACUCCACCGAUGCGGUUGUGCCCCUCAUCCGGGGAGUCCUGUAA